Messenger RNA from Opisthocomus hoazin, 1711 nucleotides. The record is from RefSeq and is a predicted model, not a curated record. NCBI's taxonomy places the organism in Eukaryota, Metazoa, Chordata, Aves, Opisthocomiformes, Opisthocomidae.
AUGCCGCCGGUGGCACGAUCGCCUUGCGCGUGUCAAAGCCUCCCAUCGGAGCGACUGAAGGUGCUGGCCUGCCUGAACGCCCUGAGAGAGCAGUGCAUGGACGUGAUGAAGGUUUUCAACGAUCCAAUUCAUGGUCACAUUGAAAUACAUCCCCUUCUGGUUCGAAUCAUCGACACGCCGCAGUUUCAGCGCCUCCGAUACAUUAAGCAGCUGGGUGGCACUUACUUUGUUUUUCCAGGAGCCUCUCACAACCGCUUUGAACACUCCAUAGGGGGGGGGGCAGGGUGUCUGGUUCGUGCACUGAAGGAGAGACAGCCAGAACUGGAUAUCACCCAACGAGACAUCCUCUGUGUAGAAAUUGCUGGGCUUUGUCAUGAUUUGGGUCAUGGGCCAUUUUCACACAUGUUUGAUGGAAGAUUUAUUCCACUCACACGUCCAGAUUUGAAGUGGAAGCAUGAAACUGCUUCUGUUGAAAUGUUUGAGCACCUGAUCACUUCCAAUAAACUAGAAGAAGUCAUGAAGUCCUAUGGUCUUGUCCUGGAAGAAGACAUGAACUUCAUCAAGGAACAAAUAGGAGGACCUAUAGAUGAAACCGCUUGUGAGGAAUCGUGGCCCUACCUUGGUCGACGGAAGGAGAAAAGUUUCCUAUAUGAGAUAGUGGCGAACAAAAAGAACGGCAUUGAUGUUGACAAAUGGGAUUAUUUUGCAAGGGAUUGUCAUCACCUAGGAAUCCAGAAUAAUUUUGAUUAUAAGCGAUUACUUAAAUUCACUCGAGUCUGUGAAGUAAAAAACCAGAAGCAUAUCUGUACCCGUGACAAGGAAGUUGGAAAUUUGUAUGAUAUGUUCCACACACGCAAUUGCCUGCACCGGCGAGCAUACCAGCAUAAGAUUGGCAACAUCAUUGAAAUAAUGAUUACGGAAGCCUUUCAAAAAGCAGACAAAUUUUUUAAAAUAGAAGGCUCUGGAGGGAAACUGUACCAGAUUUCUACAGCAAUGGAGGACAUGGAAGCCUACACUAAGCUAACUGAUAAUAUCUACCUGGAAAUUCUGCACUCAAGUUGUCCAGAACUGAAGGAGGCACAAGAAAUUUUGCGUAAAAUAGAACGACGUGAAUUAUACAAGUUUUUAGGAGAGACUCAACCUGAAACAAUGAGGGAAAUUGUUAAGAGUAAUAGCCUGGCAGAAAGCAUUGCUAAUUCCAAGCCAGAAAAGGAUCCUCCAGAUGUGGAGCUAAAGGCUGAAGAUUUCAUAGUCGAUGUUAUCAAUAUGGAUUAUGGAAUGAAAGAGCAGAACCCCAUUGAUAAUGUUCUCUUCUAUUGCAAGGCCGAUCCUUCCCAGGCAGUCAAGAUCAGCAAAGAGCAGGUUUCAAAGCUUUUACCCAUGACGUUUGCAGAGCAGGUUAUCCGGGUUUAUUGCAAAAGUCAGGAUCCAAAUAUUGUUUCAGCUGCAAAACAGUAUUUUAUUCAGUGGUGUAUAGAGAAGGAUUUCACCAAACCACAGGAUAGUGACGUGGUUGCCCCUCACCUAACUCCAAUGAAGAAAAGCUGGAAUAACUCGAGAGACGGUGAACACAGGACAGCUUCAGAACCCAGCUGCAAACAAAGGCUUGCUUUUCACAAGUAACGCUGCUCCUUUUGCACUCUUCAGUCUGCUUCUCCAGGAGAGGAGGAAACCCGCGCAGCAGCUCUUGUAAAAGCCAGUUGAAUGGACU